Molecule: messenger RNA, 1026 nt
Organism: Ilyonectria robusta
Lineage: Eukaryota; Fungi; Ascomycota; Sordariomycetes; Hypocreales; Nectriaceae
Exons: 1
Coding region: 107-670 (187 amino acids)
Biological process (GO): sucrose catabolic process
Molecular function (GO): sucrose alpha-glucosidase activity
Source: RefSeq, a predicted model, not a curated record
CAUCAUCAUCCUGAUCCUAUCCAUUCAGUGUGACAUAUACUCCUCGGCUUGCCAUCUUCCAAUCUCUUGGAAGCUGCCGUACCAGCGGAACUGUGUUGGCCUGCCCAUGGCAGUCUCCCGAGAUGGUGGCAACACAUGGAAUAAGAGCAACGAGAACUCGAUCCUGAGCGGAGAACCGGAUGAUGUUGAGGUAUGGGGAUUUCGAGACCCCUUUCUAUCGGAAUGGCCUGCCCUCGAUCAACUCCGAGGACAAAAAAGUCUUUACGGCCUCGUCUCCGGCGGAGUUCACAGUAUGGGCCCUCGAGUAUUCCUUUACGCUGUGUCCCCUGUCGAUCUGGGUGCUUGGCACUACUUGGGCCCUGUGAUCGACUUCCCCAUUCGAUACUGUCCUUCCUUGAAAUGGGGAGCCGACUUCGGUGCCAACUUGGAAUGUGCGAACGUUAUGACACUGGAAGACGGCUCAGGAGAGCGCUCAUUCCUAGUCGGUCAGAUGGCGCAGCUUCUUCUGGUACCAGGUCGGCCGAACAGUGGAGAAUUUGCGCUCGGGCUGAUUGAGCCGGGUACCUUGCCGCUUCGUGCGGAUGGACAGAAUGAUUGCUUAUUGAUGCCCAUGACCAGGUUGGGACACGAUAUUUUUAUCAAACGGAAUAGAUUGGUUAGAACAGCUUAGUUAGCGAUGGACAUGUCUUGUCCCUCUAUCUGUCUAGGUGGAAAAUCAGCUAUUUAUCUAGGGCCGUGAUGACGUCUUUGAGAUACUCGGGACAACGGUCCUGAGACCGGAUUCCAAGAAUCCGGGACCUUGAGACCGGCUAGCUAGGACUCCGGGCCUAUUGAGACUACCCUAUUAGCCCUUUCCGUCUAACAAUUUUGGUGGUUGUGAUUCUCCGUGUUUCCUAGUUUACUGGAUACGGCCCCAGGAACAAGGUGCUCCUACCGAACGAUUCCGUAAAGGAGACCCACUCAUGAUUCUGUGCCAUCGUCCAAAUGUGUCCUUGUACUGUACCACGGCUGUUCCAGGACCAUAGC